CCCGCGGACCAGCUGCUGCGGAUGAAAAGAUACAGCACGCGGACAGUGCCUCCGUUAAGACGACGGGAGCGGACACGGCGGAUGACUCUGACUCUGCCAAAGCCCCCGAGCUGCCGGUUGACUCUGCGGAUGACUCUGCCAAAUCCACCGAGCGGCCGGUUGACUCCGCGGUUGACUCUGCGCCCGCCGAUAGCUCCGACUCGGAGAAGGACGAUGACGCCGAUGACGAGAGUGCUGAUGACGUCGAGGUGCUGGAUGACGCCAAGCCGAAGUCAGCCGAGGAGGGGGCGGCGAGCGGCGCAGACGCCCAUCCGUCCAGCGCUCCCACUACGCCGUCCACCAAGCGGAUCGUCGUCACCAAGAAGAAGACGCCCAAGCAGCUGGAGCGGGAGCGCAUCAGAGCCAAACGGGAACAGGAGAAACUGGAGGAGAAACAACGCCGCAGAGAAGAGAAGCAACGGAUAAGGAAAGAAAAGCAUGAACAAAAGGAAAAAGAGCGCAAAGAGAAGGAGGAGAAACGAGAGAAGGAACGUAAGGAGAAAGAAGAGAAGAAAGAAAAAGAACGUCAAGAGAAAGAAAAGGAGAAGCUGGAGAAGCAAAGACAAAAGGAAGCGGAGAAACAGAAACUGAUCGACGAGAAAAGACAGGCCAAAGAAGAGGAGAAGAAUCGAAAAGAAGAGGAGAAGCGCAAGGCCGAGGAAGAAGAGCAAAGAAAACUCCAAAAGGCCAAGUCGAUGUUCUCCAGCUUCUUCGUGAAGAAGCCGCCCAAGGAAGCUGAAGCAGAACAGGAAGAACAGAAGGAUGACGAUAACAAGCUAUUCCAGGAGUUCAGGGUGAAGGAAGACAUGGUGCUGGCGCCGGGCGCGCGGACCGCCCUCUCGGCCGGCCAGAGCAGCCAGCUCGAGCGGGCGCUGGCGGCGCCGGAGCGGCCGCCGCGCGACCGCCUGUACCUGUCUGAGCUGCGCUCCGGCCGCCGACAGCCGCAGAGUCGCAGCCGCACCCUGCCGCCGCUGCAGAAGGACCUCGAGAUCAUCGAAGAGGAUGAGGACGAGGAACGCGAACUGGACGGACUGGGACAGAACAUCGACCUCUCGACGGCGGCCGCUACGGCCCGUAAACUGCGCUACAAGCUGCUCAUGUUCCACGAGAACCGCCGGCCCGCCUACUGGGGCACCUGGAGCAAACGGUGCCCGGUGGUCAGCGGGCGGCGGCCGCUCGGCAAGGCCGAGAUUCUCAACUACGAGGAGGACUCAGACGAUGACUGGGAAGAGGAGGACCCCAACGGAGAGAGUCUCAGCGGAUCGGAAAAGGAGGUGGAGUCUGAGGAUGAUUACGAAGUGGACAACGAGUAUUUCGUGCCUCACGGCUACCUCAGUGAUGAAGAGAUGAAGGAUGAAGAGGAGAUGAUCUCGCCGGAGGCUCAGAAGGCGCGCCUGAAGGAGAAGGGCGAGGAGUUUGAGAAGGAAAUGAAGAAGAAGACGACGGCGCUGAAGCCGCGCCUCAUCGGAUGCGUCUGGAGGGACGACACUAACACUGAUCCCAUGUUCCAGCAGCUGCUGAAGCUGCUGCGGCCGUUCGCCGUUCGCGCUCUCUCCACCCUGCCCGUACCGACCGUGGCGAGUGGAGAGGUGGCCAGCACACCCCUGGCCGGCCCCUCGCCCUCUGAAACGCCCGCCUCCUCGGCGCAGACCGGCCUGAAGUUCCUCAAGAAGUUCCCCAGCGAAGCACUGCUGCCUCUGGCGCGUCUCGUCCACGGCAGCACGCGCGGAAAGCCGUUCUUGGUGCGCGAGUUCGCCGCCUUCUGGAAAAGGCGCGUGCACGGCGGCUCACCGCGGAAGGCUGAUCCGGCGGCAGCAGCGGCGGCGGCUGGCCAGACCCCACCGUCGACCACCGAGGGCACACCCACCGGUGGCCCGCUACUCUCCAAGAAGAAAAUCGAGGAUAAGCUGGUGGCCAUCGCCUCGUACACCCGGUGCACAGCGGAGGGCCCGCUGCAGGGCCGCUGCUGCUGGAUGGUCAAUGAUGACGUUCUGGCCUCGCUGGGGGUGGAGCUGCCCCUACCCAGCCAGUGGAAGUGGAUCACCAAGACGGCGGCGCGGAAGUCCAAGGGCGCGACUCCAGGUGUGUCCCCCACGGUGGCGGGGGCGGAGGUGGCGACAGUACCCACGCCGGAGCGGGCCCGUGCAGCCACCUCACUCAUCACGAAGUUCGCCAAAGUGGUGACGGCGGAGCAGGCGCGCAGCGAGCUGCUCAGCCCGCCGCCGGCCAAGCGGAAGAUCGUGCCGACCAAGCUGAUCUCGCCUCAGGGGCCGGCGGCGGGCCAGCCGGCCCAGCCGGGUAUCGCCAACUUCUUCAAGGCGAGUCCGUCCACCAGCGGUGGCUCUGCGGGGCCGUCCACCAGCGCCGCGGCGGGUGGCACACCGAAGCGGCGCGUGCCGUUGACGACGGUGGGACCACGGCCGGGCCCGUCGGGCGUCUCGCCGGCCGCCCCCGCCCCCGCUCCGGGUCGGCGGCUGACCAUCACUCCGGUGUCGGCGGCCCAGCCGACGGCAGCGCGACGGCUGACUCCCACGGCCGUGACGGCCGGCCAGCCGACGGCGCGCCGGCUGAUACCGACGCCGGUGACGGCCGGCUCCGCCUCGACUUCCGCUGUAACCCCCGCUCCUUCCUCCGCGCAGACCUCUGGACCGACCUCCGCCCCCGGACCGGCUCAGACCAGGGCGCCCGAGUCGGCCCCUCGCAAGAUAACUCUGAGAUCUCUGCCUCGUGGCUUGCCGCUGGCGAGAGCCGCCGCUGCGCCCGUCCCUGCCGCUGCGGCUACGGACGCUCCAGCUGCUGCCGCCGCUCCAACGAAAGCUGUCCCCGCUCCGACGAAAGCCGCCUCAUCCUCUGGAGACGUAGAAAUGAUUACACUGGACUGAGCGUUACGCUAUGAGUGGACAAGGUGAGGUAUUUGUUGCCAUGGAGCGGUGAAAAAGACUUGUGCUUCGUCCGACUAGGCCGAUAAAAGUCGCGGACAGCGCACUGCGCGAGGGGACGCUAGUGAGAAUCGGAUGGACGUUAGAUGACCAAGUGUGAACGCUAGGGGUACCUUGUCUUGUGUGGAUGAACUAGGACUAGUAGCCGAGUUAUACUGAACUUUUGAGCGCAAGUGCAAACUGAAUGAUCGAGCCUGGAGGAAAGAAUGCUGUUCCCGUAAGAUUGUGGGCCUCGUGGUUUUCGUGAAUGAACUUAAAGGCUCGCAUUGCAUGUGAGACUUCCUUUAUGCUAACGUUCGAUCUGGUUAAAUGUCCUGAAUAUGUCGUUUUGUCCCUACCAGUAGCUUUGUAGAGAUUGCUGGUUCUUUUAAUCGAGAAUGUGAGUCGGAAUUUUUCCGCCUCGGUGUGUGCGGUCGUAGUCGGUCUUUUAGUCAAGCCACUCGAGUAUCUCGGUGUUCUUGUAGGAACUUAUUCUUCGAGAGUUUAUUGCCGUUUUCAAUACAUUCUGAUCCAUCA
Messenger RNA from Amphibalanus amphitrite, 3494 nucleotides. RefSeq names its product chromatin assembly factor 1 subunit A-like. NCBI's taxonomy places the organism in Eukaryota, Metazoa, Arthropoda, Thecostraca, Balanomorpha, Balanidae. The record is from RefSeq and is a predicted model, not a curated record. Gene Ontology annotation, biological process: nucleosome assembly. The transcript is spliced from 10 exons. Gene Ontology annotation, cellular component: CAF-1 complex; nucleus. The annotation marks the transcript as partial.